AUGGCGAUCCGAGACCGCGUCCGGCGUGCCCUGCACAAGUCCGACUCGUCGGAUUCCGUGUCCCAGACGGACAGCAGCGCGACCACGGUCACGACGACAGCGACGAGCGACACGUCCUCGCUGCACAAGACGACCACGACCACUUCGACUCUCUCCAAAGUCUUCUCCAUGGGCUCCCGGGACCGCAAUUCCGACCGCAACAAGAGCAAGGAAAAGGAACCCAAGAAGUCGCGCGGCCGCCGCAACAAGCCGGUGCACCCCAGCCAGCGACCGCUGACGCUGCAAAACCUCAAACACCAGGAGAUGCUCAGCCAUUUCACAAUGACCUUUGGCGCCAGCGACCCGAACCAGAUUGAGCGGUUGAGCUUUUGCGGCGUCAGCCCGUGCUGCACGCGGCCCGGCAGUGUCGAUCUCGACAGGGGCGACUUCAAUCUCAGCAGCCACACGUCGGCCCUCUCAAUCGCGGACACGCCGAGCACCAGUGACUCGGCCCGACAGUGA
Molecule: messenger RNA, 501 nt
Organism: Purpureocillium takamizusanense
Lineage: Eukaryota; Fungi; Ascomycota; Sordariomycetes; Hypocreales; Ophiocordycipitaceae
Exons: 1
Coding region: 1-501 (166 amino acids)
Source: RefSeq, a predicted model, not a curated record